Molecule: messenger RNA, 3075 nt
Organism: Gadus macrocephalus (Pacific cod)
Lineage: Eukaryota; Metazoa; Chordata; Actinopteri; Gadiformes; Gadidae
Product: odorant receptor 131-2-like
Exons: 1
Coding region: 879-1832 (317 amino acids)
Biological process (GO): G protein-coupled receptor signaling pathway
Cellular component (GO): membrane
Molecular function (GO): G protein-coupled receptor activity
Source: RefSeq, a predicted model, not a curated record
ACUCUACACAGUUUUUGUCUACCCUUUCUUUUUCAGAUUUUGAUCCUUUUCAACCUUUUUCUUCCCUUAAUUUUUCUUUCCUUUUUUUUAUUAAUUUGAAUUUAUUUUAUCAUCAUUAUCAUCUCGCAUUACUUAACACUAUAUACCUGAUGCAUGUUUGUCUCAUAUUAACUUAAGCGAUAACAUUUGAAAAGGAUGCUGUACAGGAUCUACACUUAACAGAGCGUCUCUGUCUAAAUAAUGGUUGGUGGUGAUGACGAUACAAUAAAGCCUCUUAUUUGACACACACUGACACAAGACAGUGACGGCACCAUUAGUGUAUGCACCAGAUAAAUAAACAUAAUUAUAUAUCCCAUAAUAAUCUUCAGAACAUUUCCUCCCAAAUCUUUAUUGAAAAUACAGAAGAAUGCCCAACUUCAAUUCAUUGACCCAAGCAUAAACAUACGGUUAAUAGCCAUAGCAUGAUCUGAGUUACCUCUGGAGAGUAAUAACUCCUAUGAGAACUACAUUUGAGUAAAGGAUGACAAAUCACAACCAUGGCUCCUACGUAAGACGUCACAGAUCCAUAAUAAUAAAAUAAAAUACGGUUAUUUGGACAUUUAUCUGUGGGCAACUCAGGUGAGUGCGCAAAAUAAGGGUGUGUACUGUUAGUUAGAAUAUUUGUGAAACUAAUAAGUUCACUGGAUUUGACGUUUCUCUUAUUUUGUUACUCUUUCAUUGACAGCUGGAAUAUACAGAAAUCGGUCUUCCUUCAAUUGGAUGCGUGUUGAUGCAAUUGAUAGGGCAAUGCACAAUGUUUCAACAGAUAUUUGAUUCUUGAUUGUGUGAAUGUUAACAAAUUUCCUUCUUUAGGUUUUCUUCCCAGUUCACAUAUCAACAUGCAUAAUGUGACCGGGUUGUCGGGCAAUUCAACAUCUCCAACCAAUUUACACGUUAUCAUCAAGGUGUGUGUGGUGGUUCCCUUCUUCUCCAUCUUCCUCUUCUGCAUCGUAAUCAUGCUCUACAUCUUCGCAUCUAACCGGCACUUCAAGGACAGCACUCGCUACAUCUUGUUUGCCUUCAUGCUGGUCAACGACGCCCUAGUAAUGAUGUUCUCUGUGCUGCUCUUUCUGCUGGCAAUGGGCCAAUUGAGGUUCCCCAUUGUCUUCUGUGCCCCCCUGCUGUUUUUCUCCACUGCUUCCUUCCUCAACACCCCUCUCAUCCUAGCUACCAUGUCACUGGAGCGCUACGUGGCUAUCAUGUACCCACUGCAGUGCCCACCUUUAUGGCGGUCCGACCGCAUCUGGAUCAUCUUGCUGUGCCUGUGGCUCAUCAGCUGUGUCCUCCCCACGGUGGACUUCUCCAUAGCGGGGGCUCGUCCCGGACUGGACGUCCUCUCCACGCCCGUCUAUUGCAACUCUGUGGCCCUCAACUCUUCUCCCGUCCAGAAUUUAUUCAAGUUCUACAUGAACGGACUUUUCUUUGGGGCUGUGGCAGUCAUUGUCCUCUACACCUACAUCAGGAUUCUCCUGGAGACCAAGAAGAUGAGGCAGGACAGGGCCUCUGUGAACAAAGCCAUGCAGACAGUGCUGCUCCACGGCUUUCAGCUGCUGCUCUGCCUCAUGGCCUUCAACAAUCAAAUUACAGAAAGGCUACUCCUGCUAAACGCCUACUGGUCGCCCCGUGAACUCUACUUCUUCAACUACUUCUGUUUUAUCCUCAUACCCCGUUUCCUCAGCCCACUCAUCUACGGCUGGCGGGACAAGAGCCUGAGAGACCACAUGAGAAAAGCAACUUUCUGCUGCUCUUAUAGUCUCAGGACCCGUGGCACGCUGAAGCCAUCUAGAUAUUGAAAUGAUUGAUUUAUUUUUUACCAAACGAGAAAUCAGUGUGAUAAUGAUAUCCAUAAGAUACAGUUUUUCCAUUUCUUAUUUUGUGUGUAUACGUGUUUUGAAGACAAUGCUUCAAAGAUGAUGUUAUGACUUUAUUACCACACCUUAAAAAAGUUGUAAAUUAUAUUUAAUAUAUGAUUGACAACUGGGUGGCAAAGAUGCCAACCUUGGAUGGGAUUUUUUGGGUCAAAACUAGAGUGUGCUUUAAUAACCAAAUACAUUUUCAGUUACAAUCUUGUCGCACUGGCAAUAAGGCAUGUGCACUUGUGCAAUAUGUAACAAAUCAUAUUUGUGCUAACAAUCUAGUUAUAUCACAACGUAUAUAAUAAUUGUUUCUUCAUGUGAUGUUUUCUAUACUGCUGUUAAUAAAGUCACGAUCGUUUUCGGAAUUAUUUUGUUCAGUAUAAAUGCAAAUAGUUUUUUAAUAUUUAUUGACCUAUUCUUUCUGUAUUCAUGAAUUAUAACAUAUGAAAUAGGUGGGCCCUUAUUUUAGUUCCACUUAUUGAAUAAAUAUGUUUUUAGACAGGUUUUUAGACACAUAAAGAUUAUUGAAACAUCAGAAUUCGACCCAAAGGGUUAUGAGCAUACAUGUAUCUAAUCAUGGCAAAAUGUAUUGAAACGUCAGCAGUAGCUUUGCUUGUCUUCAUAAACUGUGGUUAAUAAAAUGAUAGGCUUAAUUUUUCCCCAUCUAUAGCGGCACUAUUUGCUCAUCAGGAGCGGCAGGGAAAGUGCCUAUUAGGUCCUAUUGGACUUGAGAUAUUGUUCACUCAGAGUACAAAGAUUUACUUGAACUGAGAAACUACUCAGAUAUUACUUUCUGCUUCGGUUAAAACGCUUGCCUACUACCAAUUCAAUUCUGAACAGACUUGUUUAGGCCGCUGGAUCAUACAAUAUUAUAGAAGUGUCAACGACUUAUGUUGGCAAUUAUUAAUAGCAUCCUGGGGAUAUCAACAUUGAACAGCGAUACAAAACAAGCAAAAAAUCUAAGGUUCCAACCUUCAAGUCUAAUGUUGGCAAUUAUCUAACUCGCGUUCGAUAAUUUUCUUAUCUAACGCGGGCCGCAUGUUUCUUAUUUAACGAGCGCCUGACAGUCUCUCCGUCCUGUCUCCCCAAACUGUCUUUUAUGUUUCUUGGACGGAAUGUAACUGGUCUUUUUCGUUGCUCUGUAACAUGUGCAAUGACAUUAAAGUUUAUUGAUUGAUUG